AUGAGGACAGAUAUGGAUCGAGUCCAUAUCGAAUGGGUUGCCGGUUGGGGGUUGAUGAUUGUUGGUGUUUCAGGAUUGUGCGCAGUGGUGGGUGCACAAGUCGCCGUGGCUGAUGCUGAGACAAGGGAGGAGAAGAAGAAGAAGAAGAAGAAGAAGAAGAAGAAGAAGAAGAAGAUGAUGAUGAUGAUGAUGAUGAUGAUGAUGACGAUGACGAUGAUGAUGAUGAUGAUGAUGAUGAUGAUGAUGAUGAUGAUGAUGAUGAUGAUGAUGAUGAUGAUGAUGAUGAUGAUGAUGAUGGGAGUUCAGGAGUGCGGUUAGCGUUAGCCGUCGGCCUGGAGUAUGAGGCAGAACUUGUCGAGGAGACGGUAACUGGUGUUGUCCGGGUGCUGCAGUGGGUAAGAUGUCCUACAAGGCCGAUUGGUGACCGGAACCGUCUCUGGCAACGUUGGCAGUUCGGGACUGGUUGAGCGUCGGCGUUGCGCGGUGGGCGCAGUUGAGAUUUGUGAGCCUAGUGUUUUGCUUAAGCGGCAGUGAUGCGGUUGGCUUCACAGGUCGCUGUGCCCGUCUCCCCUGUCCUCUUCCAGGUCAGUCUGUCGGUCUCGAGCGAUGUCUUUUCAUUUGGCCAGGUUGAUCCGCAGACGCUUCAGGGAAGUCUUAAGAGUGUACUUAUAUCGAGUUGUUUGGGUUGCUGCUCGUCGUCCAUCCGCACGAAGUGGCCGCUCGAGCACAGUUGCAGCUGUCUCAGCAUGGCGUAAAAGCUGAGGAUUCCUGUCCGCUCCAGUACAUCGGUGUCCGGGAUCUGGCGCUGUCAUCUCAGCUUCAGUAUCCGUCGAAGACAGCUGCGGUGGGAGUGGUUAAGUCAGCGUGCCCGCUUCGUGUACAACUUCCAAGUCUCUGCUCCAUACAGCAACGUCGGGAUGACGACGGCCCUUUACGUCCACGGUUUGGUGCUAAGUUGGAGACUGUGGUGAUUCCAGACCCUGCUUUAGAGACGGCCGAAGGCCUGGAGGGGCUUUGGAGAUCCUGCGACUCAAUUCAUCGUCGGUUUUGGUGUUGUGAGAGAGGGUGCUGUCCAGAUACGUGAAGUUGUCCACCACUUGCAGUUGGGUUCCGUUCACGCUGAUUUGCGGCGCAUUGUGGUGAGGGGCUGUGCUGGGUGGCGGUGGGGGCAUGAAUAUCGUCUUCUCCGUGUUAUGAUCAGACCGAAGUUCUCGCAGGCGGCGGCGAAGAGAUCCAUGCUCCUGUGCAUGUCCCCUUCCGAGGUGGCGUUGAGGGCACCGUCGUCGAUGAGGAGAAGUUCAUGGACGGUCUUGGUGAUACACGCAACUGGAAGUGCAUCCUUCGGUGGUUGAGGAAGUGGCUGUCCGUCCUGUAGGCGAUGCGGAUCCCAGGGCGUUCGUCAAGCCAGGCGUUCAGCAGCAUGAUAGAGAGCAUGAGACUGAAGACGGUCAGCACGAGGACGCAGCCCUGAUUCACUCCUUCGAUCACUGCGAAUACCUCUGAGACAGCUCAAUUGUCCGUGACUCGCGCCAACAUGCCAUCGUGAAUCUGACGCACCAUCUGGGGGAAUCGUUCGAAACAGCCGAAAUUCUGCAUGAUUUUCCACAGCCCUUCGCGAUUCACCGUGUCGAAGACUUUCGUACGUUCCACAAAGAUAGAGUAGGGGUGAGUUUGCACCUCCUGACAUUUCUCUUGCAGUUGAUGGGCGGCGAAGAUCAUAUCGGUGGUUCCGCGGUGACGGCGGAAGCCACACUGGCUUUUCGGUAGUAGACUCUGUUUCAGAUGAUUAUUCAGGCGGUUCAGAAGAAUGCGAGAGAAGAUAUUCCCGGCGAAAUUCAACAAGGAGAUGUCUAGAUUGUUGUCGUUUAGCUGGUGAUUUCCAUUUCGCUUGUAUAAAUGCACGAUUGUGGCACCCUCGAAAUCUUGGGGCAAUUUUCCUUGACGCCAAAUCUCCUGUAAGAGCACCGUCAAAUUAUUCAUGAUUUGGAAGCCACCGCGCUUAUAGAUCUCAGCAGCGAUCGCGUCCGAUCCGCGCGCUUUCCCGCUGCAGCGCCAUUGCACGGCCCUGAUGGUUUCGUGUAGAGAGGACAGGAGAUCGAGGUUGGCGCUGGUCUCCACUUGAAGCAGACGGACGAUGGCGACGUCGGAGAUGGUGGAGGGGCGGUUGAGGACGCUUCUUAAGUCCUCGGGCCAUCAUUGUAGAAUUUGUGUCUUCCCAGUGACUAAGGUACUGCCGCCGGCGCUGAGAAGAUGAGGAGUAGCUUUAGUUGACAGACCGAAGACAGCCUUGAUCGCGAAGAAAUUCUUCCAUUCUUUGCGAUCCGCGUCCCCUUGAAUCUUCUUGACCUUGCGAGUCGUCCAAGCGUCCUUUAUUUCCCGAAGCCGCUGUUGGACAAGGCGGCGACUACGUUAGAUGGCCGCAUUUUGCCGUCAAUAGGGCGACUAAAGAAGAUCUUCUACAUCUGGUUCUUCCCGGAGGACAGGUUGCUGAUGGCGGCGUCGUUGUCGUCGGACCAGUCCUGAUGUUGGCGUCGUGCGUGAACAAGGACAGCCAGCGCCGUCGACUGGACUGUGCCCCGGAGUUGACACCAUCGUUUCUCCGCAGAGGCGUUCUCGUCAGCGUCGUUGGUGGCGGCGACUGGAAGGCUGGCUAA
Molecule: messenger RNA, 2654 nt
Organism: Spirometra erinaceieuropaei
Lineage: Eukaryota; Metazoa; Platyhelminthes; Cestoda; Diphyllobothriidea; Diphyllobothriidae
Source: the annotation of a GenBank genome assembly